CCUCCAGCUGUUUACACCCCCCCCCCUGGCCUGCUCACAGGGGUAAUCCGCACUCCGAGCUGCCACACAGGGGCCUGCAUGUCGCCGAGUGCACUCACAUUGUACUCAGAUAUCGCGGAGCAGCCACAAUGUCCAAGUACACUGCGCAUGAGCGAGGAAUGCCCAGUAUGUAGGACCCCGGCACUGGCCUCUGUGUUGUCCGCGUCACCUGAAAGCUGCAGCAGAAGAAAAGCAGAAGAUCCUCCAGAUGAGGUUACCAGUGCCCAGCGAUGGCCCCCGACUGCCUUCCCCCGAGUCUUGCUGGUGCUUGUAGUGCUCUUCCAGGCCAUCUCCGCUCAGAUAAUGGAUUACCUGUAUGACAGCUGGAGGAAGUAUGAGACGGAGUGCCAGCAGAAUAUGUCUAUGGAGCCCCCUCCGACAGGACUGGUCUGCAACAGGACAUUCGAUAAGUUCUCCUGCUGGCCGGAUGCCCAACCUAAUACCACGGUCAAUGUCUCCUGCCCCUGGUUCCUGCCUUGGCACAAGAAAGUGCAGCAUGGCUAUGUGUACAAACACUGCGGACCAGACGGGCAAUGGGCAGCCACGGUGCAUGGCCAUCCGUUACGUGACGCCAGGGAAUGUGAACUUGACCCAACAGAUGUGGAGGACCAGGAAAGGAUCGCCAAGGCCUAUGAAAGCUUUAAGAUCAUGUACACCGUAGGAUAUUCUAUGUCUGUGGGGGCACUGGUACUGGCACUUGCUAUUCUUGUAGGAUUCAGUAAACUCCACUGUAUGAGGAAUUACAUUCACAUCAACCUGUUCAUCUCAUUCAUCCUGAGGGGACUGUCUGUGCUGGUGAUCGACACCAUGUUGAAGACCCGCUACAGCGAGAAGAUCGAGGAGGAAUACCUACACGUCUGGCUCAGCAACGCGGCUGGGUGUCGAGCUGCGUCCGUUCUCAUGCAGUAUGGGGUCAUCACGAACUACUGCUGGCUGCUGGUGGAGGGGAUAUAUCUACACAACCUGCUGGUCCUCGCGGUGUUCUCCGAGAGAAGCUACUUUGCUCUGUAUAUUUGCAUCGGAUGGGGGGCUCCUGUACUAUUCAUCAUUCCGUGGGUGGCUGUGAAAUAUACCUAUGAGAAUGUACUGUGUUGGACCACAAAUAACAACAUGGCAAUCUGGUGGAUCCUGCGUUCUCCGGUGUUCCUAGCUAUUCUGAUCAACUUCUUAAUAUUCAUGCGGAUUAUCCAGAUUCUGUUGUCCAAGAUGAGAGCUCAUCAGAUGAGGUACACAGACUAUAAACUCAGGUUGGCCAGGUCCACGCUCACUCUCAUCCCUCUGCUCGGGAUCCACGAGGUGGUAUUCGCCUUUAUCACGGAUGAAUCGGCGCAGGGGACCUUGAGGCUGGUCAAGCUUUUUUUCGACUUGUUCUUCAGUUCAUUCCAGGGUAUGCUGGUGGCUGUGCUGUAUUGCUUCGUCAACAAAGAGGUCCAGUCUGAGCUUCUGAAGAAAUGGAAACGUUGGAAACUUGGAAAAGACAUUGAAGAGGAAUACAAACACACCUACAGCCAGACCCCUCGAGCCGGCCUCGGAAGCAUCUGCGAAAAACACAAACUGGUCGAUAGCUGUAACAAUGGCGCUGGACAGUCAGGAAACAGCGACAGCGCGUGGUACCACGACAAGAUGGGCAGCAGUACCACGGAGCACAUCACCCUGAGUGAACGCCAACACAGCUUUGAGUAUCCAGACAGCAGCUCCGAGCACGUCCUCUAGGCCGCACCAUGUAAAGUCCUUGUGGGAUCUGUAGAAGUGAUGCGCCAUAGAAAUGGUGGUGGAGAUGGAAGGAAACCAUCAUCAAUCCUGUCACCUAAUGGAAGAAGAUGAUGAUAGGUGUCAGGACUAUACUGGAGAAAAGAACACCAUGGCGGAGUACCUCUGAACACACGUUUCUAGUUUGUUUUUUUUAGAACAUUUUAGAUGUUGUUCUUCAUAAACUACUGGAUGUUCCAGGAAUCAGCAGUAUUAUUUGACUAAACCCAUCGUCUGAGGUGUCUUCUCUUAUCUGCAUGAUAACCAACACAUGCCAAGACUCUCCAGGUCAACCCCACCGAAACAUGGCUCAGAGACAUCGAGGCAUUCCCAUUCUGAAGACUUUGCACUCUAAUGCAGUGUUUCCCAGCCAGGGUGCCUCCAGCUGUUGCAAAACUACAACUCCCAGCAUGCCUGGAUGGCAUUUGGUUACAAGCAGCUAUGUCCUCCCCUAGCAGAUUAACUCAUCAGAUUAAAGCAUCUUCAUAAUAACCUAGCACAGGGGCCUCCAAACUGUAGACCUCCAGCUGUUGCAAAACUACAACUCCCAGCAUGCCUGGAUGGCAUUUGGUUACAAGCAGCUAUGUCCUCCCCUAGCAGAUUAACUCACCAGAUUAAAGCAUCUUUAUAAUAACCUAGCACAGGGGCCUCCAAACUGUAGACCUCCAACGGUUUCAAAACUACAACUCCCAGCAUGCCUGGAUGGCAUUUGGUUACAAGCAGCUAUGUCCUCCUCUAGCAGAUUAACUCAUCAGAUUAAAGCAUCUUUAUAAUAACCUAGCACAGGGGCCUCCAAACUGUAGACCUCCAGCUGUUGCAAAACUACAACUCCCAGCAUGCCUGGAUGGCAUUUGGUUACAAGCAGCUAUGUCUUUCCCUAGCAGAUUAACUCAUCAGAUUAAAGCAUUUAUAUAAUAACCUAGCACAGUGGCCUAGAAACUGUAGACCUCCAGCGGUUGCAAAACUACAACUCCCAGCAUGCCUGGACAGCCUUCGGCUGUCCAGGCAUGCUGGGAGUUGUAGUUUUGCAACAGCUGGAGGAACUCUGGUUGGAAACACUUUUCUAGCUGAACCUCGACCCAUUGGACAUAGAGAAGACUGAUUGUAGGUAUGUUGGCCCUUGAACAAGGUCGACAGAACCAAAUAAAUCCAUGGAGACAACUAAAGUAUUGCACAAAGUGUAUAGGAAGUUUCUAUUUUUAACUUAAGAGAUACCUUCGUGUUUCCGUGAUGGUCCCAGAAACCCAAGGGUCGGCCUGUGGGCUUCUGCAGCCAUUUAUUUAAGCUGCUUUACAUGUUACCUGUGCCGUUUUGUAUAUCUGACUGUAACCCAUCCCCCUACUUGGCCCUCAAUGGACUACUACGCCCCACUGGUCUUUUUUUUAGUACAUAAAAUAAACUCCAGAAAAAAAAAACUCAUUACGACCGCACAUCACAUUCCCCGUUUGUGUAUACAGAGGUAGCAGAGUAUAGUUUGACAUUGAAUGGACAUCUC
Messenger RNA from Hyla sarda, 3283 nucleotides. RefSeq names its product glucagon receptor (gene GCGR). Lineage: Eukaryota; Metazoa; Chordata; Amphibia; Anura; Hylidae. Gene Ontology annotation, molecular function: peptide hormone binding; glucagon receptor activity. Bases 79 to 1752 code for a protein of 557 amino acids. Gene Ontology annotation, biological process: adenylate cyclase-activating G protein-coupled receptor signaling pathway; cell surface receptor signaling pathway. Gene Ontology annotation, cellular component: plasma membrane. The record is from RefSeq and is a predicted model, not a curated record. The transcript has 14 exons.